CGGGGCCGGGUCGUUGCCGGGCCCGGGUACGAGGUGCUUGGAGCGACCCGGGGCGGAGGGAGAGCGGCGGGCACGCGCGCCAUGAACCCGAAGGCGGGCGAUGAGGAGGAGGACUGCGUGGAUUCGGGCGCCGAGACCGGAGGGUCCGACUACAGCCAUCUGUCCUCCACCAGCAGUGAGCUUUCUGUGGAGGAGACACAGGACCCUUUCCUGGUGAGCAUCCACAUCAUCGCAGAUCCAGGGGCAUCCCAGCCACUGCAAGAGGCCAUCGACAAGGUUUUGGCGUGGGUUCACCCUGACCUCCCACUGUUCCGGGUGUCUGAGCGGCGCACAAGCAGGCGAAGACGGAAGUCCCCCAAGGGUGCUCAGCCGGCGCUGGCUGUGGUGCUGUUCCUGCAGGAAGAGUACGGAGAGGAGCAGAUCCUGCAGGUGCACCGGGUGCUGCAACAGCCGCCCUGGCGCCAUCACCACACAGAACGUGUGCACGGCCGCUUCCUACCCUACCUGCCCUGCAGCCAGGACUUCUUCACUCUGGCUCCCGGGACCCCUCUGUGGGCCAUCCGGCCGGUGCACUAUGGCAAAGAGAUUGUGCGCUUCACCAUCUACUGCCGCCACGAUAGCUAUGCAGACAGCCUCCGUUUCUAUGAGCUGAUCCUACGCCGGAGCCCCAGCCAGCGGAAAGCAGACUUCUGCAUCUUCCCCAUCUUCUCCAACCUGGAUGUGGACAUCCAGUUCUCCUUGAAAAAACUGCCCCGCGACCAGAACCCGGUGCCCACUGACUCCUCCGUGCUGGAGUUCCGAGUGAAGGACAUUGGGCAGCUGGUGCCCCUCCUUCCCAACCCCUGCAGCCCCAUCAGCGAGGGGCGCUGGCAGACUGAGGACCACGAUGGCAACAAGAUCCUUCUGCAGGCACAGAAGACACACAAGAAGGUCCCCAAGUGUAGCCGAGCGCACCGCUCCGAGAAGAAGCCUCGUUCCACUCCGUCUACAACCAUCGACACACCGAGCACAGCACAGGACAGCAGCAAGACAGCCCUGCAGAGCAGCCCCUUCCUGGGGCCUAGCCAGGUGACCCUGCCUCCCAGGAACAAGCACGAGUGUACCCCACAGUCAAGUAACUUCAGCCAUGCCCGGUCUUUCCAGAGAAGCAAGUCUUUGUUUUGUUUGCCCAGUGGAGGCCCCUCUCCCGCUGAACCACAGCCUCUCCUGACUGGUUCCCAGAGACACAGUGCCUCAGAGUGGAGGCCCGGCCACCUCCUGUCCGUUGAUGACUUAGAGGGGGCCCAGGAGACAGAUGUGGACACGGGCCUGCGGCUGUCCUCUUCAGACCUGUCUGUGGUCUCUGCGUAUUCCGCACCCAGUAGGUUUUGCAACACAGUGGAGUCUUCCCUCCCCUCCAAAAGAUGUAGCAGCCACUGGCCAGCACCCAAGAGUCCCAAGGAAGGACCACUGCCUGCUGCCGCCAGUGAGGUGAGCCCAGCCUCCUCCUUGGAUUCCCACCCUGAAUUCACCAAAGGGUCUCCCAGUCCUACAGAAAAAGCUACUGCUGCCCUCUCCACUUCUGGGGUCUCCUCGCUAGCACAGCCAUCCCCACAGCUCCCUUGUCAUGACCCCAAAGCCACACAGAGUGGCCAAGACGCGCUACCGCCCCCAACAACAGCUGGCCCGGAGGAUAACGACAUGGAAGAGUUCUACAUCUGAGCACUUCCUGUUUUUCAGGCAAUCAGUCACAUAAACUCCAGCACCACUGCCCCACCCCAUCCCACCCC
Molecule: messenger RNA, 1769 nt
Organism: Myodes glareolus (Bank vole)
Lineage: Eukaryota; Metazoa; Chordata; Mammalia; Rodentia; Cricetidae
Gene: Fam124a
Product: family with sequence similarity 124 member A
Source: RefSeq, a predicted model, not a curated record